Molecule: messenger RNA, 2895 nt
Organism: Fusarium coffeatum
Lineage: Eukaryota; Fungi; Ascomycota; Sordariomycetes; Hypocreales; Nectriaceae
Exons: 2
Coding region: 1-2895 (964 amino acids)
Biological process (GO): ubiquitin-dependent endocytosis
Cellular component (GO): cytoplasm; cytosol
Molecular function (GO): protein-macromolecule adaptor activity; ubiquitin protein ligase binding
Source: RefSeq, a predicted model, not a curated record
AUGGCAACAGAACAAGAGUCCGCCCAGCGUCGUCCUGCUUGGGUUCCUACUCACGAUAACAUCUACUACCGUCCUCGACUCAGCAAGAAGAAGUCUGUGUCUGGACGUUUUCCUGCACCGUUGAUCGGACCUCGAAGAUCUCGCCCGCAAGCGAUCCACAUUGUUAGCUAUCCAUCCGGCUACAUUCCCAAAGAGCUACGACCAGAAUACGAAAACAGAAGCAGACCUCAAUCUCCUACGCUCGUUGACGAGCCUCGACCUGCACCUUCUCUGCAACCUUCAACUACUGACAGAAGACAAAGCUUCAAACCUCGUCCAGCAACUCGCCGAAGAGACAAGUUCCUGAGCUCGUUUACUUUGUCCAACACAACUGAAUCUGAUUCUAUUUCGGGUCUUACACCUGCCGAAGCGCUAUCCAAUACUGACCGCUCAAUUCGGCCAAGCGCUGGUGCUAAUACCAAUCCAACUCAGGCAAUUGGACAGUCUUGCCUGUCGGAAUCGGACUUGGCCUGCGAAGCUCCUUCCACCAUUGGCUCAAGACCUAGAUUUACUGGAGCAGGUGCAUCCUCAUCCCCGCCAGCAUAUGACGACAUAACUUCCCGCCCUGUCUCCGGUUCCAGUUCCACUGCGCCUGAUUCUGAUCUAGGCUUUGUCGCUACAUCCACUUCAACGCCUUUGAUCAGCUCCAAUUCUGCCGAUUGCAACAGCAGUAGCAACUCCAAUUCCUCCCAAACAGCCGCGAAUAUGGCGACUGCUCGAACUUCGCAUCCUUCGCUGCCUCUUUCCAACUCAAACCGAAAUAGCUUCAUGUCGGCUCGUUCAUCAAAAUCUGCCGUCACUUCAGUCUCAGAGGUACCAAAGCCCGUCGCUUCCGGCAGUGGCGUGUCUUGCUCCAUUCUACUCGCUGAGCCAAACAUUUUCCUCUCAGGUUUCGAUCACGACGGUCAUGGUAACCGUGAAGGCCAGAGUGGUACUGCUUUGUUGAGAGGCAAGCUUCAAUUGCGCGUUACAAAAAAUGUAAAAAUCAAGGCUGUUCAGCUCAAACUUCUUGGUCGCGCCCGCACAGAGUGGCCUGAAGGCAUCCCUCCUCUUAAGCAAGAUGUAUUUGAAGAGGAGAGUCUGCGCACACAGGUCCUGACCUUUUUCAAUGCCAUGAAUGACGGCUGGGAAUCCGAGUAUGGCAACCAGUGCACUUACCGUCUCAAGGGUGGCUCUCCCAAUGGCAGCUCUACAAACCUCGUUCGCCCCAAUGCCUCAUCAUCUCUGACCCCGCAGCAAAAUAACCUUUCUGCCAAAGAUAUGAAGCGUUUGUCUCUCCAGAGUGUUCAGUCGCGAAGUUUCCAAAAAGGCGACAGCCCAAUUGCUUCUGCGACACAGGCCAAGGGUUACAAGGUCUUUUACCCUGGUACAUAUGAUUACACCUUUGAAUUACCAAUCGACCACCACCAGCUGGAAACAACUAAGUUGCAGUAUGGAUCUGUUAAGUGGGAGUUGCAAGCGACCGUUGACCGAGCCGGAGCCUUUAAGCCUAAUCUGCACGGUACCAAGGAGGUCUCUAUUGUCCGUGUACCUGAUCAAUUGUCUCUUGAGAUGACAGAGCCUAUCUCCAUCAGCCGCCAAUGGGAGGAUCAAUUGCACUACGACAUUGUCAUUUCUGGCAAGAGUUUCCCCAUUGGAAGCAAGAUUCCCAUCGCCUUUAAACUUACACCACUUGCCAAGGUUCAGGUGCACAAGCUCAAGGUUUAUGUAACAGAAUCCAUCGAGUACUGGACAAACGAUAAGCGUGUGACCCGCAAGGACCCAGGCCGAAAGAUCCUGCUUCUCGAAAAGUCGGCUGGCAAGCCCCUCGAUUCGUCCUACUCUUCAUCCGAUAUCCGAACACUCCGUGGUGGCGAGCUCGACGCUGAGCAGCGACGACAGGCCCGCGAGGCUGCUGCCCGACGACGAGCACAGGAUGCUGCCAGGCGACAGACUACUGCCGAGCCACUACCCGAGCCUUCUGCCAACCUUCUCGGCGACUUGGAUUUGGGACUCGAGACUAUCUGGGGCUCGACAGAAAUCGAAGCCAAUGUGCAGAUCCCUACCUGUGAAAUGAUGGCCAAGAACAAGGAGCUACGACUCAACCCUGACUGCAGCUGGAAGAACGUCAAUGUGUUUCACUGGAUCAAGGUCGUCAUGCGAAUUAGCCGAAUUGACCCUGAGGAUCCUAGUGGCACAAAGCGCCGGCAUUUCGAGAUCAGCAUUGAUUCACCCUUCACUGUGCUCAACUGCCGUGCUACCCACGCCAAUACCAACCUUCCCGCUUACUCAGGCGCCAACUGCAAUGGAACCACAUACCAGUCCUCUUGCGGAUGUCCUGAUGCUUUCACCGUCCCUACCGAUGCUUCUCCUAGCUCUUCAGAGGGUACUCUACCCGGUGUUAACCCCAGUACCGACAACCUCCCGGCGCCACCACAGGCUGCCCAUCUGGCCAACGCUGUUAGCGGACAACAGGAACCUCGACCAAUCCAUCUCCUUCGAGUCCCCAGCUUCAAUCCCCCUGCGUUCGAAGACGAUAUUGCUCCACCUCCUGCUGCCGAACUUGUUCGCGACGUACCCGAGCCUGUCAUGACACCUCCGCCACAGUACGAUGUCGUAGUCGGAACUCCCAGUGUGGACGGUAUGGCCGACUACUUUGCACGACUGGCUGACGCCGGUUAUGAAGGACAGGAUGACUCGGAGUCGGAUCCUGAUGAUUCCCCACCAAGAAUUCUGGACAGAACUGGACGCGUCAAUGUUGCCAACCCUCGAACUCCUGGUGGUCGAAGGAUGCCAAGUCGAAGUUUGGAAAUCUCUAGACCUAAUAUCCAACUAGAUAUGAAUGCCCUCCGCAACCGAGCCGGACGAGCUGUGUGA